UUUACCAACAGAUGGCAUCACUGUGCCAUCUUACACCCAUAACAGAGGCGUGCCUAAACGGUGACUUUUUCAACAGUGUGUUGAAGUGGCUGACAGCGAGCAGACUAGAAGCCCCGUUAAUGAGGCAGCUGGAGUUGUAUAGUAUUUCUCCGACCCAGACAAAAAGAUGAUAGUGAAGUUUAUCUGUGCGGUUGUUACCCGGUCGCUAUUCCUCCUCAUCUCUCUGAUAGGAGUAUGGAGGGUGGUCUGGGUUAAGAAUAAUGCUCUUUAUUGGUUCUUGACGAUCCUUUAUCUUCCUCUGGUGGUCGAGAUGAUUUUAACCCUGAAGAGAAAACAAUUACAGGAUUAUAAAUGGUUUUCUCCUGCCAUCUUCCUGUUCCUCAUCAGUAUCAUUCCAUCUCUAUGGAUUCUAGAGUUACAUCAUCAGCAGAACAAAGCUACUGAUUCCAGGUGUGACAAACUGGAUUCAUCUGAAAACAUAAAGAGCCUGUUAAACAUGUGGAGAGGGAAUUCCACCAAUGGCAGCGAGACGCUACUCCAGGGUUCAGUAUCUCUGUUGUCGUCAGUGUGCGCUAACGACUGGAUCCUGGCCCUGCACCAGACCCUGUUGAUCCUGCUGGUCAUAGGGAAGUGGCUGCUCCCUGUUGCAGGAGGGGUGACCAGGGAUGAACUGUCUCAGCUCCUCCUCAUCUUCGUAGGCACUGCCUCUGACAUCCUGGAGUUCACCUCAGAGACACUGUUGGAUGUCAAGGACAGCAGUCCCAGCAUGGUGUACGUCAUCCUCGGAGUCUGGACGUGGAGUAUGUUCCAGUUUCCCCUCCACCUGUCAGUGUCUACCUCCAGACCUGAUGAAUAUUCAGAGGGGGACCAGGGUGUGUCUCUGCUGGCCAGACUAAGGACAGAUAUCUGGAGCAUGGUGGAGAGCCUCUUCGUCCAGGACGGACCCUUCCUGGUGGUCCGCCUCACCCUCAUCCUCUACUUCCACGUCAUACACCAGAUGCUCAUCUUCUUCGCCAUCAAGAACUUCCUGGUGGUCAUUCUGAACUUCUACCGUCUGUUUGCCAUCUACUGCGACUACAAGGCUUCAGGUUGAUCUGAGGUUAUUGUCACGACUUCCUCCGAAGUCGGUCCCUCUCCUUGUUCGGGCGACGUUCGGCGGUCGACGUCACCGGUCUUCUAGCCAUCGCCGAUCCACCUUUAAUUUUCCAUUUGUUUUGUCUUGUCUUUCCACACACCUGGUUCCAAUUCCAUUCAUUACAUGUUGUUUAUUUAACCCUCUGUUCCCCCCAUGUCCUUGUCCGGAAUUAUGUUUGCUUGUGCUUGUGCAUGUUAUGCUGGUGUGCGACGGGUUUUUGUACCAUUUAUUGAUUGUUCUGUUUUCCUGCUGUUUUUUAUGAAUAAACUGCGCCGUUGGAAACACUGUUUUUGCUCUCCUGCGAACUGAUAAAUAUCUCUGGGUUAGGGUGGUAGAGGGCUGACAGCAGAGGUGUCUGUCU
Messenger RNA from Oncorhynchus nerka (sockeye salmon), 1496 nucleotides. RefSeq names its product transmembrane protein 26b (gene tmem26b). The transcript is spliced from 6 exons. Lineage: Eukaryota; Metazoa; Chordata; Actinopteri; Salmoniformes; Salmonidae. Bases 167 to 1093 code for a protein of 308 amino acids. The record is from RefSeq and is a predicted model, not a curated record.